Messenger RNA from Rhinichthys klamathensis goyatoka, 2431 nucleotides. It is a transcript of the gene adam28, whose product is annotated as ADAM metallopeptidase domain 28. Gene Ontology annotation, cellular component: plasma membrane. The record is from RefSeq and is a predicted model, not a curated record. The transcript is spliced from 22 exons. Gene Ontology annotation, molecular function: metalloendopeptidase activity. Lineage: Eukaryota; Metazoa; Chordata; Actinopteri; Cypriniformes; Leuciscidae. The coding region runs from base 128 to 2431 and encodes 767 amino acids. Gene Ontology annotation, biological process: proteolysis.
AAAGUGCAUAUGUAGAGAUUAGACAGCUCUGCAUAAGGUGUGGUCUGUGGACUAAACUACACUUCAGGUGAACUAUACAACUUCGCUUAACCAACCUAUCCUUUUUCAGUUGUUCUGCUCACUGACAAUGGCCAGAAGACACCUGAUGUUGUGGAUCUUCACUCUGUGUGUUUCACUCAAUCCCUCAGAUGGUCACAUUCCUGAACUUGAUGGAAAAAAGGUUUAUGAGAUUGUUCGACCAAUCAAAUUACAUGAGCUACAAAAAAGAGAUUUAAAGUCAAGACCUGAUACAGUGAAAUACGCUAUGACACUAGGUGGGAAAGACAUUGAAAUGCAUCUCCAGAAAAAUGAUGGCAUGCUGACUAAAGACUACAGCGAGACACACUACACUAAAGACGGGAUGCUUGUUACAACCACACCUGAGGAUCUGGACUUAUGCUAUUAUCAUGGGAAAAUAGUAAAUGACAGCGAGUCGUUGGUUAGCAUGAGCAUCUGCAAUGGACUAAGAGGCUAUUUCCAAACAGCGGAGCAGAGGUUUCUGAUCGAGCCGUUGUCCGAGGAUGGUGAUGGUGACCAUGCUGUCUCUAAAUAUGAAGAUGCACUUGAAGACACGCCGAGGGUGUGUGGAGUCACCAACACUAGUUGGGAUGAGAGUCAGGAUGGCGCUCCUCCACGCAUUCUGAAAACCCGUUCUCGUUCCUCAGGGCCAACUUUGUUCCAGCAACAAAAAUACAUCGAGCUCUUCCUUGUGGCAGACAACAGAGCAUACAAGAAAAUGGACAGCGAUCUUGGGAAGCUGAGAAAGAGGAUAUUCGAGAUCAUCAAUUUCAUCAAUAAUGCCUAUAAAGAAAUCCACACCUUUGUUGCUCUGACUGGAUUUGAAGUGUGGACAGACAGCGAUAAGAUAACAGUGUCCUCUGCUCCUGGAGCAACUCUAGACAGCUUUUCCAGUUGGAGGAACAGUGAUCUCGUCAAAAGAAAGAAGCACGACAAUGCACAAUUCCUCAGUGCAAUUGACUUUGAUGGAUCAACUGUGGGUCUAGCUUACAUUGGAACCCUGUGUGGAGGUCUUUCAACAGGGAUUGUGCAGGAUCACAACUCUAAUUCUAUAGCAGUGGGGGCUACUAUGGCCCAUGAGAUGGGGCACAAUCUUGGGAUGAAUCAUGACAGCAGCAGCUGUGUUUGUUCUGAUAGCACUUGCAUCAUGACAGCUGCUCUCAGCUAUUUCAUCCCUCAACACUUUAGCAGCUGCAGUACUGGCACCUAUGCAGAUUACCUGAGCAGCAAAAACCCAGAAUGUCUUUUAAAUAUGCCCGAAUCAAAAGAUUUGAUUCAGCCGGCUGUGUGUGGAAACGGAUUUAUGGAGACAGGAGAGGAAUGUGACUGUGGAACGGUGCAAGAGUGUACAAACCCAUGCUGCAAUGCAACCACCUGCAAACUGACAGAGGGCUCACAAUGUGCAACAGGAGAAUGUUGUGAAAAAUGCAAGAUUAUGUCAGCCUCACAUGUGUGUCGUCCAAAUAAUCAUGACUGUGAUUUGCCUGAGUCCUGCACUGGAAAAUCAGCCAUGUGUCCUGAAGAUGUCUUUACAGUCAAUGGACUCCCUUGCAAAAAUGGGAAAGGUUAUUGCUACAAUGGCCAGUGUCCUCAGAGAGAGGAGCAGUGUAUUAAAAUGUGGGGUCCAACUGCUGAGGUGGCUGGAGACAAUUGCUACAACCAAAACGCAAAAGCAGAGUACUACGCUUACUGCAAACGUUAUGGCAAUAGAUAUGUCGGAUGCCAAAAACAAGAUGUGAUGUGUGGAAAACUGUUCUGUGUAAAUGGCAACGGAAGUCCUAAUUAUGGACGGCUGGUAACAUUCCUCAACUGUAAAGCCACAUUCUACAGCAAUCCUGAAGAGGAUUACGGCCAAGUCGACACUGGCACCAAAUGUGGGGAAGGGUUGGUUUGUAACCAGAACGAGUGUGUUGACCUAGAGACGGCUUACAAAGCAACAAACUGCUCAGCCAAAUGCAAAGGCCAUGCGGUUUGUGACCACAGACUGCAGUGCAGAUGUGAACCUGGAUGGCUGCCGCCAGAUUGUGAAACAUCACCCGGAAGUGACGGUUUGUCUAAAGGUGUGAUGGUAGCCAUUGCUGUGGUUGUCUGUGUUCUGAUUGGGAUACUUCUAAUCGGACUGGCCGUUUUCUUUUACAAACGCAGAAACAGUACAACACAUUCAUCCAGAAGCCAUCCAAGGCAGCAGAAAGUUCAUAUAGUUGACAUCCCCGACUUGAGCCAAAUGAGAUUGCCGAUGCCAAAUCAGAAGCCAUCUCCGGUAAUAAAACCUACAGCACCUCCUCCACCUCCACCCUCUUCAGUCCAGCCCAGAGCUAUACAUAAUGACUUCCGAACUGCACGUCAGGCUCUUAGACCACCUCCAAAGGUGUGA